This is a messenger RNA of Xyrauchen texanus (razorback sucker), 3408 nucleotides long. RefSeq names its product integrin, beta 2 (gene itgb2). Bases 166 to 2475 code for a protein of 769 amino acids. Gene Ontology annotation, cellular component: focal adhesion; cell surface; integrin complex. The record is from RefSeq and is a predicted model, not a curated record. Gene Ontology annotation, biological process: cell migration; integrin-mediated signaling pathway; cell adhesion mediated by integrin. NCBI's taxonomy places the organism in Eukaryota, Metazoa, Chordata, Actinopteri, Cypriniformes, Catostomidae. Gene Ontology annotation, molecular function: amyloid-beta binding; integrin binding. The transcript is spliced from 16 exons.
AUCAAGGAAGUGGACCAGUGAGGCUGUGGAGGAUCUCCAGACAUGUUUUGACACUACUGGGAUGUGUUCAGGACUGCUACAAACAGUCUGGAUGAGUAUACAGAGGCUGUGACAUCAUAUAUCAGCUUCUGCGAGGACUGCUGCAUUCCAUCACGCACCAGGGAUAUGCUUCAGUCACUGUGUCUGAGGGGCCUUCUCUUGUUGUUGGUGGGAAGACAUGUCUACACUCAGGAGCAAUGCUUAAAAGCUUCAGUAAACACGUGUGGAGACUGCAUCAAGUCCGGGCCUGGCUGUGCCUGGUGUAAACAUGUGAAUUUCACCAAGACUGGGGAGCAGGAAGCUGUGCGUUGUGACACUGUUGCUGUGCUUAAAGAAAAAGGGUGUGCAUCUACAGAUAUAGAAAAUCCUCCGAAUAACUUUGUAGCAAUAGAAAACAAGCCUUUGAAUGCAAACAUUGAAAUCCCAGUGCAAAUCCAACCACAAGAAAUAAAACUGAAUCUCAGACCAGGAAUGCCCCACACUUUUGACUUUGAUUUUAAAAGGGCAGAAGGUUAUCCUGUGGAUCUUUACUACCUGAUGGAUCUCUCCUACUCUAUGAAAGAUGAUUUGGAGAAUGUGAAAAGGCUGGGCAAAGAUUUACUUGAUGAGCUUACUAAAUUCACAAGAAAUGCCAGAAUAGGUUUUGGUUCGUUUGUUGACAAGACGCUUCUUCCAUUCACUGAUACCAAUGUAGACAAGCUCAAAAGACCUUGUCCGGACAAAAAUGUACCAUGUCAGCCAGCAUUUGGCUUUCAGCAUGUCCUUUCCCUGACGAAAAACGGAGACCAAUUCAAAGACAUGGUAGCAAAGCAGAACAUAUCUGGCAACCUGGACCCCCCAGAAGGAAGUCUGGAUGCCAUCAUGCAAGCUGCAGUCUGCGAGAAUGAAAUUGGUUGGGCAAAUAGUAGCACUCGGCUGUUGGUACUGGCCACAGAUGACGGCUUCCACAUGGCAGGUGAUGGAAAACUUGCUGCCAUUCUAGAACCAAACAAAGAAACCUGUCAACUGAUCAACAACAUGUACAGCAAGAACAACAUCUGGGACUAUCCAUCUGUUGGGCAGAUAGCGCGAAAGCUGGAGGAGAAGAACAUACAACCAAUUUUUGCAGUCACCAAGAAAAUGGAAACUGUAUACACAGAGCUAAGCAAACUGAUCCCUAAAUCUGCAGUUGGAGUGCUUUCUGAUGACUCAAACAAUGUUGUUAAUCUAAUUGUGGAUGCAUACAAAAACCUAACCUCGGAAGUGAUUGUGGCACAUGAUACACUCCCAGACUUCAUAUCUGUGAAAUACACAUCGAACUGUAAUGGUGAAACAAAGACCAGUGACCAGGGGAAAUGUGAUAAUGUGAAAUUUGAAAAGGUGACUUUUAAGGUGACAGUUACAGCUGAGAAAUGUAUUAAGCCUCAGAGUUUCCUCAUCGGGCCAUUAGGCUUUAGUGAAAAACUAAAGGUAAAUGUUGCAACUCGAUGCGAGUGUGAAUGUGAUGACACAAAUGAAAAUCAUCCCCACUGUGGAGGAAAUGGCAAAGUCGUCUGUGGUGGCUGCAGGUGUAAUACUGGAUUCUUAGGGCAGCGCUGUGAGUGCAAACUAGGCCAAAAGGACGAGGCCUCACUAAAAGCACAAUGCAGGAAGGACAACGGGACAGAAUGCGAGGGAAAAGGGGAUUGUGUGUGCGGACGAUGUCAGUGCCACCUCACAGAGAGCGGCGGCAAUUUCUAUGGCGAAUACUGUGAAUGUGAUGAUGAGCACUGUGAAAAUGUUUACAAGAAACAGUGUGCAGGUCAUGGGAAAUGUAAAUGUGGUAAAUGCGAUUGUGAUAAAGGCUACGAGGGAACCGCAUGUCAAUGUGCAAAAUCCGAUGAGGCUUGUAAAAUAGAUGGAACUGUUUGUCAUAAUCGUGGUAAAUGCAUAUGUAACCAAUGUAAAUGUGACAGAGGAUACAAAGAGCCCAACUGCAAAACGUGUCCUACUUGCCAACGUCCAUGUCAACAGUCAGGGAGUUGUGUUGAGUGUUUGGCCUUUGAAAGCGGUCCAUUUGAAAAGAACUGUUCCAAGUCCUGUGGCCAUCUUAAGCUCAAGAAGGUUGAGAAGUUGGUCAAGAGCGAUUGUCGUGUCAAAGAUAAAGAAGGCUGCUGGAUGACAUUUGUGAUGACAGAGCUGGAUGGAUUUGACAACUAUUCUGUCGAUGUCUUGAAAGACAGAGAAUGUCCUGAGGGGCCAAACAUAGCUGCAAUUGUAGGUGGAUCUCUUGCAGCUGUGGCAUUGAUUGGUCUCCUGAUCCUCCUCAUCGUCAAGGCACUGCUUUAUGCAAGUGACCUUAGAGAAUGGAGGAGAUUUGAAAAAGACAGGAAACAUGAAAAAAUGUCUGGUACCAACCCAUUAUUCAAGGACGCAACAACCACAGUUCAAAACCCAACAUUUUCCGGAGAUUCUUAAGAAACCUGAAUGGAAAAUGCUGGCGAUGUAGCACAGAGUGGAUGUAUAUUAAUAAAUAUAUGAGUUUGAUACAUUAGCAAUAACAAAAAACAACUUUAACAUUUCUUACAGGUGUACACAGUAAUUCUAACAAAUUUCUAAAUGAUAAACAUUUUAACAGAAAGAAAUAGUAAUUGUAGAAUAGUAUUUAAAAUACACUUACAUGAUAGGGAGGAAAGACUUAAAUCAGUCAUAUUAGAGUAAAAGCAGCUUUAUUUAAAAUUUGGUGCUGAACACACAUACAUUAGCACAGCAUGUCUCGAUCACAUGACCAGCCAAAUAUUACUCGCUUUAUCUGAAUAGUCCUUUGUAACUGAAUGCUUGGGUAAUAAAUUAAUCAUGGCUAACUGCAAAUAGCAAAUGUUUACAAUGACAUCGGAAAGUGAGAACUUCUGUUUCUGCAUGAUGCUGCAUCUACGCCACUAGUUGUCAAUGCACAUAAAUAGAAAUUUAACUGAGUGCACCUUUAAUAUCCUGCACACAUAGAAUUAGUAUGUUUUUCUAAGUAAAGUGUGGUUGUAGAACACAUUUUUUUAUUUUUUUAUUUGAAUAAACACUGAUACAUACAAUACCAAUGUAAUGACUAACUUAAAAAUGUAACUGUACAUUUUAAAUAUGAAUACCUAUGAAAACUAAUAAGAUCAUUCUGUAAUGUCACUGAACUGCAAUCCACAGAUUCUCCAUUAUGAGAUAUGAGCACUGAAAUUAGGUUGGUUUUCCCCAUUUUAAGCAUAGUGGAGAGGUGACCAGGACAUUUGCUUAGCUUUGUAUUGUAACCUGCCUUUUGAUCCUUCAUUGUUCAUAACAUCCAGCUUAGCUUGUAGUGUGUGUAUGUAUGUAUAUAAGGGCCUUGUCAAAUUUCUUAAAUAAAUGGGAAGUUUUCAUGUGUUUAAA